AUGGAGGCGCAACCGACAGCCGAACCGGCUGCAAACCCAGCUGGCGAUGCUGCGUCGAGCAGCGAAGCCGCCACCAUCGCAAACAUUCACCAGCUCCUCAGGACCAAAGAUGACACCAAGCGCUUCGUGGGCCUCGCCAUGCUCAAGUCGGUCCUCGACAACUCGCCACAGCUCCGCGAGGACCAGCAAGUUGUCCAGGCCCUGUGGUCCAGCAUAUCCGCAAAGUUUCUCGACAGGCUCCUCAAGACGGGCUCGAAACCCUCGUCCAGCAACCAGACCGCCAAGGACAUGCUGGACUUGGCUGUCUCGGUGCUGCACACCUUCAUUGCUCUCCUGCCAGAAGAGUCAAGAGGCGAGGUGAAACUGACGGGAAGGAUACCUGGACUUGUGAACGCGCUACUGUACAGCUCCAACGAGACGACAAACCAGAUCCUCCAGGUGCUUCACUCCUUGGCCAGCACUCCGAACGGGGCGCAUGCUCUCGUGCAAAUCGAGGACCUCACUCCACUCACCGAGGCCGCCCCUGCGCACCCCGAUGCCAUGGACGUCCUGCGCUUCGCGUGGCUCAAUUCGAUGACUACCUUUGAGAACAAGAGAGACCUCUCUACCAGGAUAGAUGAGGCUCUUCAAAGCCUAGUGUCUUCCUUUACAGGCACAGACGCUGUCACGCUGCUCGAAUUUCUUGGAGCAUUCCUUCGGCAGGCCGAUGCGACGAUUCUCCCUGCAAACCCAAAGUGGCUCAAGGCUGUCGCUGCCGCAAUCAAACGUCUCGUUACGAGCCGCCCAGCUCCUCAGGCACGCUCCGCUUACACCAACGCCACCGCCGCGCUUCUACAGGCGUAUCCCUCUUCUGCGCCCAACCCCCUGUUUACCGACGAAAAGAGCGACGACAAGCCCUUUGCAUACCUUCUCAUCAACCUCAUGCUUAUCGAUAUCCGCUCUUCCGCCCCGACUCUCCUGGAAAAGCUGAACUCCCCUGACUAUCCUCAAAUGUCGCGCAGGCUGGCCUCGGCGUUUGACGUCAUCUGCAUCUUCAUCGGCUAUCUCGUUCAGGCCCUGGAAGAUGACAAUCUUGAGACGUUUGUCAUGUCUCCGGAUAGUCUUCUUAAAUUGCGCAAGGGCAUCUCCGAAACCAUGUCCGUAGCGAUAGAGUAUCUGCGCGACAGAUGGGACGCCUCGGUUGCGGGAGCCAUGGGGUUGCAUCCCGAUGCCCGGGCCGGCGCCGCAGCAACAUCUACGGGGGCGCACUAUACCCUAGCGUGGGACUCGGUCGCCGACACAGCAGACAGCGAUCCUUUCAUUCUGUCAGCCAUACGAGCGGUGGCGCUCUGGCUGCGCGAGGACGAGAACGAGCAGCUGAGAAAGGAGGCUACCGGGCUGAUCGAUAUGCUCAUGGAUCUGUACCGGGCCAGCACCGAGUCCGAGAAACUCGACUUUAGAUCACCGGUUCUCGUUGCCCUGGAAGCCCUGGUCACGCUCGAUCAGGGGCGCGAGAUACUGCUACGCCACGACGGAUGGCAGAUUCUCGCAAAGGACUUGACGAAUAUACUACAAGCCAAAGAGUCCGCAGGUUCGACACGCGAAGCCAAUGCGACCCGAGGGAUCGAGAUUGUGCGUAUCCUCUUACAGAUCGCAGAGCAGGAAUCCACUGGCACGGAAGAGGCAUGGAUGGAUCUCAUCACGGCCGUCGCGUCGUGGGACGCGUCCUCUACUCAGGGGUUGCGACCUGUCGAGCAGGAGUUUACUGUUGCCGUGCUGCAGCUCUGCUGUACGCUCCUGGAGAAUGCAAGGGACGGUAUGAGGACAAGGUACAAGCACUCGGUCAGCGCCAUCAGUGGCAUCGCGAGCCAGCUCAGUGGCAGCAUGGGGAAGGAAACCGUGUUGCGUGAAGAGAUGGAGGAUGUGCUGGUUACGCUGCGUGAGCUGGAACAGCGGAUCUGA
Messenger RNA from Purpureocillium lilacinum, 1941 nucleotides. RefSeq lists its product as uncharacterized. Lineage: Eukaryota; Fungi; Ascomycota; Sordariomycetes; Hypocreales; Ophiocordycipitaceae. The record is from RefSeq and is a predicted model, not a curated record.